Molecule: messenger RNA, 1139 nt
Organism: Pseudogymnoascus verrucosus
Lineage: Eukaryota; Fungi; Ascomycota; Leotiomycetes; Thelebolales; Thelebolaceae
Gene: POR1
Product: porin por1
Exons: 5
Coding region: 146-997 (283 amino acids)
Biological process (GO): monoatomic anion transmembrane transport
Cellular component (GO): mitochondrial outer membrane
Molecular function (GO): voltage-gated monoatomic anion channel activity
Source: RefSeq, a predicted model, not a curated record
CGUGAAGGGCCGAAACUCACGAAAGCUCAUGUCCCCUUCCUGUUGAAUAGACCUCAUCCCUCUCUUCCAUCCCAAUAACCUCAACUUUCUCAUCUACAAUUCAUCACCCUUUCAAAUCCUUCCUCAAACUCACACUAUAGCCAAGAUGUCUAUCCCAGCAUUCUCCGAUAUUGCGAAGCUGUCCAACGAUCUGUUGAACAAGGACUUCUACCACACCUCAGCCGCCACCCUUGAGGUCAAGAGCACCACCGCCAACGGUGUUGCCUUCAAGGUCAAUGGAAAGAGCACCCAGGAGAAGACCACCACCGGCGCUCUCGAGGCCAAGUACACCGACAAGCCAUCUGGCUUGACCGUCACCCAGACCUGGAACACCGCCAACGCCCUCGAGUCCAAGAUCGAGCUCAACGACAACAUCGCCAAGGGCCUCAAGGCUGAGGUUCUCGGCAACUUCUUCCCCUCCACCCAGGCCAAGGGCGUCAAGCUCAACCUGCACUUCAAGCAGCCCAACUUCCACACCCGCGCCUUCUUCGACCUCCUGAAGGGCCCCACCGCCAACCUCGACGCCGUCAUCGGCCACGACGGCUUCCUCGUCGGCGCCGAGGCCGGCUACGACGUCCAGAAGGCCGCCGUCACCAAGUACUCCCUCGGUCUCGGCUACCAGCAGCCCCUCUACACCGCCUCCAUCAUCGCCUCCAACAACCUGAGCGUCUUCUCCGCCUCGUACUACCACAAGGUCAACUCCCAGGUCGAGGCCGGUGCCAAGGCCAUCUGGGACUCCAAGUCCGGCUCCAACGUCGGCCUCGAGGUCGCCUCUAAGUACCGCAUCGACCCCCUGUCCUUCACCAAGGCCAAGAUCAACGACCGCGGUAUCGCUGCUGUCUCCUACAACGUUCUCCUCCGCGAGGGCGUUACCCUGGGUCUCGGUGCUUCCUUCGACACCCAGAAGCUCGAUUCUUCGCCAAACAAGAUCGGCGCUUCUUUCACCUUCGAGGCUUAGAUUAAUACUUGGUGAUGUUGCGAGAGUAGAUGCAUAACUUUGAAAUACUGGCGUGGACGGCUGUGUGGUCCGGUUGUAUUCGAUCUAGCAGAUUAGAGCUGAGGUGUACGGUGUACAUUAGGUAGAGAAAUCUAUCCUUAAU